Molecule: messenger RNA, 2095 nt
Organism: Drosophila rhopaloa
Lineage: Eukaryota; Metazoa; Arthropoda; Insecta; Diptera; Drosophilidae
Product: N-acylneuraminate-9-phosphatase
Exons: 3
Coding region: 213-1247 (344 amino acids)
Molecular function (GO): hydrolase activity
Source: RefSeq, a predicted model, not a curated record
UUCAGUUGCCUUUUUAACUCCGCCGCGCGCGGAAACUUUUUCAGUCCGCUUAAAAAAAAAAGAAUACUGCAGCACACUGCAGUUUCGUGUCUUUGGCGCCAAUUUCAAAACGAAAUCCGCUGGCGGAUUCAAUUCAACUUUGAAGUUUUCCUUCUUAUUUCUUGCCCGCCCCGCUCCCCGGUAUUACCCACGCCCCCCGCGCUGUGACUCCCAUGGCAGCUAGCAAACUUAAUUGCGGCAAGCUAUCGACAGCCUCACAUUUCGAUGCGACAUGUGCGAAAAUCAGCGCCUUUUACUUUGACCUGGACAACACGUUAAUUCCGACACGGGCCGGCGAUUUGAAGGCUAUCAGAAAGCUCGCGGACGUUUUGGAGAGUCAGUACCAGUUCAGCAAAGAUGACGCCGCUCAGUCCACCCAGAAUUUCCUAAAGGCCUUCCGCCGUUGUCCGGACAACUCGCAAACAUCGCUGGAUACGUGGCGCACUCACCUGUGGCGUGAAUCCCUGCCAUCGCGCCACAAGCACCUGGCGGAGCAGAUCUAUCCGCAGUGGUUGAAGUUGCGGUAUCGCUAUCUGGCCGUGCCGGCGGACUAUGUGCAGCUGCUGCUGCGGAUGCGCCAGGCGGGCUAUGCCCUGGCCCUCAUCACGAACGGACCAUCGAAUGCCCAGUGGGAGAAGGUGUCCAAGCUGCAUGUGUGCGGCUACUUCGACUUGGUCCUGGUCUCAUCGGAUCUGCCGUGGGAGAAGCCGCAUCCGGAGAUAUUCUAUGCCGCCUGCAACUUCCUUAAAGUUAAACCGCAGCAGUGCGCCAUGAUCGGCGACAAACUGGAGACCGACAUCAAGGGUGGCCACUUGGCCCAACUGGGUCUCACCUUCUGGACGCCACUGAGCAACAGCAGCUCGGCAGCUCAGUCGCUGGAGGAUGUGGAGUACAAGCCGCACGUUAAACUGGGCAAUCUGCUGGAGAUGUACAAGUACUUCCCGCGCCUGAAUGCCGUCGCUCCGCCGGACACGACGUCGUCCGCCAGACGACGUGGCAGCCACAUGAGUCCCAGUGGCCAGAGCACUUCCAGCAGUGGGAGCAGCUCGAGUUCCAGCUGCGAGCCGGGAGCUGGCCAUGGGUACAAUCAUCACCACCAUCACCAGCAACAUCAGCAGAGGCAGUGGCUCUAUCGACGCGGCGUUUCCCUGCCCGCCAUGGACUGCUCCAAUAGCGAGGCGGAGAACAGCUGCGACAGCUUCCUCUAGACAGAGAAAUCGGGAUCUAAGGGAUCGAGAGGAUCAAACAAGGAUCGGGAGAUUGUUGAAAAAUGUACCUUCAGUUUACAAAACUAUAGCUAAAGUGGAAAGAUCGUUGAAAUGGAUGUAGUAAUCACAGAUGGACGAAGGACAGCCAGGAGGAUUGGAAACAAAUGCAGGAAUUUAAAGUUCAACUAUUAGCGGGGGGAGCCCGGAACCACGGUGAAUCUCGAUAUCUGCCAUUAGACUAAAAUUAAGGCUAGCAAAACAGCAUCGGAGCACACACAAACUACAGCAAACUACAAAUACAAACACUACAAGCGAAAUAACUAAGGAAAUCGAGGACAGGAAGCAAAGCAAACCAAAUGUAUUUUUCUAAGCGAAUUUUCUGUCACAUAUUUUGUAAAUUGAUAUAACACGCAGUUGAAAGUACGUCAAGGUAACGUGAAAAACACAAAAAAAAAAAGAGAAAACGACGGAGUAAACCACACAAGAACCACAAUACGAACCUUAUGAGACACUAACGAACAAAAAAAAAAAGGAAAAGCCGAAGCACUAACAAAUCUGUAGUUAUAGCAUGACGAUGGAUGAGCGUGAAUGUUAACUAUUGUCUUAGUCGUAGCCUUUAGCCGGGUUCGGAAAGCGGGGUCUCGAAAUUGUGUGAGCCCCACUCUGUUGGCAAAUUGUUAUUUGCAACCACCUCCUCCCCAUUUACCCACGCCCCGCCCCCAAAACCCCUGGUUAUUCCGCACCCACACGAAAAGUUGAUGAUAUAUAUGGUACAUAUGCCAGCAUGCGUAUGUCGAAGCACUGUUGAUCAUGGAUAUGGAAAAUAAAUGACACUGCAAAAGUUGAAA